Messenger RNA from Brassica rapa (field mustard), 2065 nucleotides. RefSeq names its product plant UBX domain-containing protein 8. The record is from RefSeq and is a predicted model, not a curated record. Gene Ontology annotation, molecular function: ubiquitin binding. Lineage: Eukaryota; Viridiplantae; Streptophyta; Magnoliopsida; Brassicales; Brassicaceae.
UUUUCGAAUCGGAUCUAUUCGAGUUUGUUUUUUGGGGGUCUGGAUCUAUCCGGAUUGAUUCCUUUCGGUUCUGUUUUAUUCGGAUAAAAGAAUUUUGGACCGAAAGAUAUUUGUAAAUUUUCUGUUAGGUUUCGAAUGGAAUAGUUUUAGGUGGUUCCUGUUAGGAUUUGGGUUUUGGGAUUGAGGUUAAAAUGCGCGGGCCUAGUCACCUAUGCUCUUCCAUCCCAUCGAGAAGGAAAACAAUAAGAAGGAACAUCAAUCAAUCAUUAAGAAAAGUUGGACUCUAAUGGCAACACCGAAUCAGGAAGCAAUCGACACUUUCAUUAGCAUCACGGGGGCCUCAGUAUCCGUCGCCGUUCAGAAGCUCCAGGUUAUUAUUGUUUCCAUGUUUUUAGAUGCUCUAUGUGUUGUCUGCUUUAUUGGAAUUUCUAGAGUAGCCAAAUUGAAAGUUCGUGAGACACGAUCAUCGGCUAUUGAUCUCUGAUUGAUUUUCAGAAUGUUAGGUCAUUGGAUUGGAUGAUCUGAUUGAGAGAAUAGUGGUGAUCUUAGUCAAGCUGUGAAUGCAUAUUACAGCGAGGGAUGUCAAAAUUCAGUACCAGUGAACAUCCCUCUAGACAAUGCAAUGGAAAUAGAUGAUGUGAUUCCGGCUCCUCUAGUGAUACCUAUAGAGGUUAGGGAUAGCACUGGGCCAUCAGAUGAUGCUCCUAGUCCUAUUAUUAAUGAUGAUGAUGAUGUUCCAACAAGAACAAGUAGCCAAGUUAUACCUGCACCCAAUAAUAUUCAAGAUUACAAUGAUAUUGAAGAAGAGAUGAUCCAAGCUGCCAUUGAGGCCUCAAAAAAGGUGUUAAGUAAUCAUUUGCCCAUUGAGAGGCCGCCGUCUUCGUCUCACAUGGGAGAUGGUGAUGACAUAGCAAAAGCUGUCACAAUGUCAUUGAAGUCAGGGGAGGAAGAAGUUUUGCGCAAUCAAGGAGGGUUUAACGCCUCAACCUCGGAAACAGGAGCGUCUGAAACGGCUGCUGCUCAAGGACCUGAACGUAGUACCCAAGCCCUGAAUGGAAGAUUGGCUGCACCUAGCUCACCAUUUGAGGAUCACUCUGAUGAUGAGGAACCUCUUGUUAGACACAGGCCAAUACGUGUGGCAUCUGGAUCUCUGGCCCAACCUGAUGCUGAUCGUUCCCGGAGCACGAGUCCUGAAGGAGAUAAUCAAGCGGACAAUGGCAAUAGAAAUAGGUUUCCUUCUGAGUGGGGAGGCAUUUCGUCUGAGGAACAUGAUGAAGCUGUCAUGCUCGAGGCAGCCAUGUUUGGUGGAAUUCCCGAAACUGGAUAUAAUCAUCUUCCCUUCUUACUUCCUCAGCAGAGGGCACCACCACGUCCACCUUCACCUUCACUGACAGCUCAGAGGUUGAUACGCGAACAGCAGGAUGAUGAGUAUCUUGCAUCCCUGCAAGCGGACCGAGAUAGAGAACUACAAUCCGUUAGAGAUGCUGAGGCACGUCAGUUAGAGGAAGAAACUGCUAGACAGGCUUUUCUGGAGGAAGCUCAAAGAAAACACGAGGAGGAACAGGAGCUAGAGAGGCAACUAGAUGCAAAAGAAGCUUCUCUACCUAAGGAACCACAUGCAGACGAAGAGAAUGCUAUUACUCUUCUAGUCAGGAUGCCAGACGGAACUAGACAUGGCCGCCGAUUCCUUAGAUCCGACAAACUCCAAUCUCUGUUCGACUUCAUAGACAUAGCCAGAGUGGUGAAACCCAAGACUUACAGACUGGUGAGACCUUACCCUCGUCAUGCGUUUGGGGAUGGGGAAAGUGAGUCCACUCUGAACCAUCUUGGUUUGAGCAGCAAACAAGAAGCAUUGUUCCUUGAGCUCAUCUGAGCACAAAAUAUACUCCACCCUCCUCUUACAUUCGUCUUCCGUCUUUCAUGUUAUUUUUUCAUCUUUCUUUCUAUAAAAGAAAAACAAAUUUGUUGGGUGUUAUCAUAAAGUAUUCGUACAAUCGUCGUUUUAGGCGUUUCACUUGUACAUACGUUACAUUGCCUGCAGAAAAAAAAAAGUCCAAACUGAGAA